ACCAAAAUCCAUUUUCCUAUUUCCAUCUACAUGACUUUGCUAUUCAGCUAAAAGAAACAAAAUCCUAAUGGUAUAAAGCAAACACAAAGAAAUAAAUAAAGGAUUGCCAUACAAUAUAUAGGAAUAGAAUAGGUGACAAAGCCAUAGCCAAAACCAAAACGUCCCAAAUCCCUUCAAUGGCUUCUUCCUUAACUUCGCCUUCCCUUUCUUCAUCUUCAACCUCUUCUUCUACUUCUCUAUUCUCUUCUUCUUCUCCCUCUUCUCUCUAUCAUAAAAGCUUUGUUCCUAAACGCACCCGUCUUCCCACCCAUGUUAAAUGUGAAAUCAGCGAACCAGUGAAUGGGAAGCCUAGUGUGCCAAUCAUCAAUGAUGGAACACUUUCAAAGUUCUUGCAAGCAAGGCGCCUGCAGAAUGCCGUUGGUAGAAACAAUAAUAGACUGAAGAUAUUCACUGGAACUGCAAAUCCUUCGCUUUCUCAGGAAAUUGCUUGGUACAUGGGCUUUGAGCUGGGAAAGGUCAACAUCAAGCGCUUUGCUGAUGGUGAAAUUUAUGUCCAGUUGCAAGAGAGUGUUCGAGGCUGUGAUGUCUAUUUGAUUCAGUCCACAUGUCCUCCGGCCAAUGAAAACCUUAUGGAGCUUCUGGUAAUGAUAGAUGCAUGUCGAAGGGCUUCUGCCAAGACCAUUACUGCAGUUAUUCCAUACUUUGGAUAUGCCAGAGCUGAUAGAAAGACACAAGGUCGUGAAUCCAUUGGCGCCAAAUUGGUUGCGAACCUUAUAACUGAAGCAGGUGCGGAUCGUGUUUUGGCUUGUGAUCUGCACUCUGGGCAAUCCAUGGGUUACUUUGACAUUCCAGUGGACCAUGUGUACUGUCAGCCUGUUGUCCUUGAUUACCUUGCCAGCAAGAAAAUUUCUUCUGAUGAUUUGGUAGUAGUUUCUCCUGAUGUUGGCGGAGUUGCUAGAGCACGUGCCUUUGCAAAAAAGUUAUCCGAUGCACCUUUAGCCAUUGUGGACAAAAGGCGGCAAGGGCAUAAUAUAGCUGAGGUUAUGAACCUGAUAGGUGAUGUUAAAGGAAAAGUUGCAGUUAUGGUGGAUGACAUGAUUGACACAGCAGGGACUAUUGCCAAAGGUGCAGCACUUUUACAUCAGGAGGGGGCACGUGAGGUUUAUGCAUGCUGUACACAUGCUGUUUUUAGCCCACCUGCUAUUGAGAGGUUGUCAAGUGGCCUUUUUCAAGAGGUCAUCGUCACAAACACAAUUCCUGCAAUGGAGAAAAACUAUUUCCCUCAGCUGACUGUUCUUUCAGUUGCAAAUCUUCUCGGUGAAACAAUUUGGCGAGUCCAUGAUGAUUGUUCUGUGAGUAGCAUUUUCCAGUAGGUAGGACAGAUACUGGCAACCCCUCAGGUGACCGAACCCCACGUUUAGUUUUCUGUACUUUUUAUUCUUCGAAUUAUCCUUACCUCGUUUGCUCUUCCAUCAGUUGACACUUCCAUUGGCAUGUUCCUUUACCUUAAGAGGUCACUGACAUGCAGAGCGAACAAAUUCUUCUUUCUUUCUUUUUUUUUUUCAUGAUUGUUUUUCACCUACACUUUUAGAGUAUUUCGCUAUUCUUUAAGUUAGAUAGUAGAAAGGAUGGGAAAAUGUGAAGUCCUGUGCUUAUUAGCAGCUGGGAUUGCUGACAGAAAAUGCUGUUUUUUUUUUUUAAAUCAUAUGGUAUCUGAAGUCCACUUCCUCGAAUAAUUCAAAUUUGCACUAGGUAGGCCCAUUAUGGGAGGUAAAACACGCACUACCAAGAAGUUUUGCAUUUGCAGGCCUCGAACUUGUGACCUAGUUAAAAGAUUCCAUCCAUCCCGCCACACCCCUUGAUGGUAGAAAAUGCUGCUCUGACAUAGUCCCUCAUCUUUGAAAAAGGUCAAUAUGAGAGUGUCGAGUUUCAAUUCCUGCCUGAAUGUGGUUUCUUGGAGCCUCCUUUGGAGCUGUGUUAUUAUGACAUUGAUUUGUUUUAGUACAUGUAAGAAACUGGUCCAGUGAGACCUAUUGGAAAGACAAGUUGAUCUAAUAUAAUGUUCAGAGAGGAUAUUGUUAUUUGUUCUCA
This is a messenger RNA of Capsicum annuum, 2091 nucleotides long. RefSeq names its product ribose-phosphate pyrophosphokinase 1. Gene Ontology annotation, cellular component: ribose phosphate diphosphokinase complex; cytoplasm. Gene Ontology annotation, molecular function: ribose phosphate diphosphokinase activity; magnesium ion binding. The record is from RefSeq and is a predicted model, not a curated record. Bases 177 to 1373 code for a protein of 398 amino acids. NCBI's taxonomy places the organism in Eukaryota, Viridiplantae, Streptophyta, Magnoliopsida, Solanales, Solanaceae. The transcript is spliced from 8 exons. Gene Ontology annotation, biological process: 5-phosphoribose 1-diphosphate biosynthetic process; ribonucleoside monophosphate biosynthetic process; purine nucleotide biosynthetic process.